This is a messenger RNA of Pseudozyma flocculosa PF-1, 1782 nucleotides long. RefSeq lists its product as uncharacterized. NCBI's taxonomy places the organism in Eukaryota, Fungi, Basidiomycota, Ustilaginomycetes, Ustilaginales, Ustilaginaceae. The transcript has 5 exons. The record is from RefSeq and is a predicted model, not a curated record. Gene Ontology annotation, molecular function: microtubule binding; ATP binding; microtubule motor activity. The coding region runs from base 1 to 1782 and encodes 593 amino acids. Gene Ontology annotation, biological process: microtubule-based movement.
AUGGGCAACGCCACCAACCGCACCGUCACCAGCGCCAGGACCGUCGUGAGCGCCAAGCCGGGCCUCACGGGCGCCGGAAAGCCCGUCAGCAGCGUCCGGCGGACCGUAUCGAGCGCCUCGUCGGCCAACGGCAUUGACGUCGAGCCGUCGCGGAUGGACGCCAUGGAGUCGCGCCUCUCGUCGAUGCAGGAGCUCUUUGACCUCGAGCGGCAAAAGACCGAGGAAAAGUGGAACAAGGAGCGGACAGAGAGGCUCGCUCAGGAGGAAAAGGUCAGGCAGCUCGAAGAAGACCUCCUCGAGCAGAGGAAGCUCGCCAGCAGCAGGCAGGAGGAGAUCAAGAGGAGGAGGACGCUGGCCGACGACGAGCUGCUCCAGCUCAACGCCAAGCACGCAAGAGAAAAGCGGAUGCUCGAAGAGGAGCUCGACCGCGAACGCCAGACGGUCUCGGCGCUCAAGUCGACGCUGUCGCAGCAAUCCACGUCGCACCUGACGAUGGAGUCGACCAACUCGGCGCUGCGCGCCCAGGUGACGGUGCUGCAGACCGAGGUCGAGCAGCUCAAGGCCAAAAUCGCCUCGAUGGAGGGCGACGUCCAGGCGGCCAAGGAGUACAGCCUGCACCUCGAAACCGAGCUGCGCGAGGCCGAGUCGCUCCGGCGCAAGCUGCACAACGAGGUGCAGGAGCUGCGCGGCAACAUCCGCGUCUUUGCGCGCGUGCGGCCCACGACCCAGAACGACGCCAACAACGGCGCCGAGGCGCUCGCCACCAUCCGCUUCCCCAACGAGCGCGAGGCCACCCAGAUCGAGAUCCUCGCCGCCGGCGAGAGCGCCACCGGCACCGUCACGAUGAAGAACCACCUCUUCACCUUUGACCGCAUCUUCCAGCCCUCGGCGACCCAGGCCGAUGUGUUUGAGGAGAUCGCUCACCUCACGCAGAGCGUCCUCGACGGGUACAAUACGUCGAUCUUUGCCUACGGCCAGACGGGUUCCGGCAAGACGCACACGCUCGAGGGCGCACCGACGUCGAUCACCAGCGCCGACCCGUCGUCGGACGACGGGGCGGGCCUGAUUCCGCGCGCGGUCCAGAUGCUGUGGUCGACGGCCGAGUCGCUCAAGGACAAGGGCUGGAAGUACGACUUUGAGGGCCAGAUGCUCGAAAUCUACCUCGACAACAUCAACGACCUCCUGGGCAAGGCCGAGGUCGACAAGGGAAAGCACGAGAUCAAGCACGACAAGGGCCGCACGACGGUGAGCGACACAGUCGUCGUGCCGCUCGAGACGCCCGCCGAGGUGUUCAAGCUGCUCGAAAAGGCGAAGCGGCGCAGGCAGGUGGCGGCGACGCUCAUGAACGAGCGCAGCUCGCGCAGCCACAGCGUCUUUAUGCUGCGCGUGCGCGGCACCAAUGCGACGACGAUGGAGGCGUGCGAUGCCGUGCUGAGCCUCGUCGACCUUGCCGGCUCCGAACGGCUGGCCAACUCGGGGUCCGGCGCGGAUCCGGUGCGGCUCAAGGAGGCGCAGAGCAUCAACAAGUCGCUCAGCAGCCUGUCGGACGUCAUCUCUGCCCUCGGACAGAACAAGGGCGCCAACCACGUGCCGUACCGCAACUCUACGCUCACCUGGCUGCUCAAAAACAGCCUCGGCGGCAAUUCAAAGACGCUGAUGCUGCUCGCCCUCUCGCCGAUGGCGGCGCACCUCAACGAGUCGCUCUGCUCGCUCCGCUUCGCCACCAAGGUCAAUUCGACGACCAUCGGAACGGCCAAGGCGGUCAAGACCAUCACGGCGUGA